Molecule: messenger RNA, 1059 nt
Organism: Andrographis paniculata
Lineage: Eukaryota; Viridiplantae; Streptophyta; Magnoliopsida; Lamiales; Acanthaceae
Exons: 4
Coding region: 172-702 (176 amino acids)
Source: RefSeq, a predicted model, not a curated record
UAUUAUAAAAAAUCAAAACCUAAAACCUAAAAAAUUCACAGACAAACACACCAAACUCCAAUUUCGUACUGAUUUUCCGUCACACUUCACAUCUUCGAGGCUCGGCAUCUUCUGCCUUCGUCUUCUCUGACAAGCUACACCAGCAUCAACCAGAUUCCCGCCUAAUUGAAGAUGAAUCAGCCAACGAGGAAGAGGCCUUUCGCUGAAAUUGAUAAGCCGACAACGGUAUUGUGCACAGUGGUGGCCGUGGAUCACACGAAUCUAUGCUACAGAGUUUGCUCCGUCUGCGAAAGGACACUCCCGGAGAACGCCGCCGCCGGUGCUUGCAGGUACUGCACCACGAGCAAUCCUUUCAAUACCUCUGGUUCCAAACGCCUCUUUCGUGUUCUGAUGUCUAUAGCGACGGACACCGAGGUUUUUGUGGUGAUAAUGUUUGAUAGGGCUGCGAAGGUGUUGUUUGGUUGCUCAGCAGAUGAGUUCUUUGACUUCGCCAAAACUCAUCCGUAUGCUGCUAUGGCAGCAUGCAGGGCGUUGGAGGGGGAAAUACUGACGGUGACACUGUCGAAACCGAAGAAUGGCAACGCCCAGCAUCUGCGCGCAGUAUCGGUUGUGCCAAUGCAAUCUGGUUUCCAGCCGGCUAUCGGAACCUUGAGGGAAUUGUACCGAGAAAAAAUGGCUACCGGAACUAGCUCUGUAAUGUGAAUGUCCCUAUGUACUACCGUCUAGGUAUACAAGCCACGGUACGCUUUCAGCUUUUUUUUUUUUUACUAUACAAUUAUUGCGAUUUAUUCUUUAAAAAAUUUCGUUUCGAGUUAAAUCACUGGUUAUGGUUUUGUGAAAUAGAAUUGAAAUUUGUAUCUUAUAAAAUUGUGAUUCAAUGUGUUGAAUAGUUGGUCUAACCAUUUGUACAGGCUACUUAGAUAAGUCGUUGAACUCAUGCCCCAGAUCAAUAUGUCAUCUUUUAUAGGAUAUAUAUAUAUAUAUAGUGUAAGAAUCUUGUGAUUCUUUGAGUAUUUUUUGGAUAAAUUUUUUAUCUAACUUAAUAGCUGCAAAUUAGGC